UUCAAGGCCCGGCAGCCGCAAGCAUGGCCUGUCCAGGGGCCUGGGCGCCGCUGCCGGAGUUACCAGAGAAGAACUAUGAGUACCGCGAGGUCCAGUACUGGGACCAGCGCUACCGGGGUGCUGCCGACUCUCCUCCCUACGAGUGGUUCGGGGACUUCUCUUCCUUCCGUGACCUCCUAGAGCCGGAGCUGAGGCCGGAGGACCGUAUCCUCGUGCUAGGCUGUGGAAACAGUGCCCUGAGCUACGAACUAUUCCUUGGGGGCUUCCCUGAUGUGACCAGUGUGGACUACUCAUCAGUAGUGGUGGCUGCCAUGCGGGAUCGAUAUGCCCAUGUGCCCAAGCUGCGCUGGGAGACCAUGGACGUGCGGGCACUGGGCUUCCCCAGUGGCUCCUUUGACGUGGUGCUCGAGAAGGGCACGCUGGAUGCCCUGUUGACUGGAGAACAGGAUCCCUGGAACGUGUCCUCUGAAGGUAUCCACACUGUGGACCAGGUGCUGAGUGAGGUGAGCCGAGUACUGGUCCCUGGGGGCCAGUUCAUCUCAAUGACCUCUGCUGCCCCCCACUUUCGGACAAGACACUACGCCCAAGCUCGUUACGGCUGGUCCUUGAGGCAUGCAACCUAUGGCAAUGGUUUCCACUUCCAUUUCUACCUCAUGCAGAAGGGCAAAGAGCUCAGUGUGGCCCAGCUGGCCCUUGGGGCCCAGAUCCUCUCACCUCCUAGACCUCCCACCCCACCCUGCUUCCUCCAGGACUCAGAUCAUGAGGACUUCCUCAGUGCCAUUCAGCUGUGAGGCCAGAAGCAUGGUCCUCCUGCCUUUCUGCCCCAGGCUCAAGUAUUCGGAAUUCCUGACUCAGGGCUUAAGGUCAGGUCCAAAGUGCCCACAUCCCAGGGGCCUCAUGCCUAACUAAGACAGAGCUGAUGGGAGCAACCCCACAUGAAAAAAAAUACAGGCUAGGUCAAACUAGAUCCCAAAUCUCAGGUUUCUGACUUCCUUCUUAGGCUCCUCAGAUCUCUCCUGGAUUCCCCAACUUCCUCCCCCACCAUACUGAACCGUCAGUGAUUCAUCCCCAGGGGCAAAUCUCAACACAACCCCUGUGCAUGCCAGCCCGACUUGGAGACUUGCAUCCUUGGGGCCUGUUACUGACCCCCAUUCAACCUGGAUUUAUUCAUAGGAGGCUGCAGACUUUGAAUCUAGAUUGCUUCUGACCCCAGCUCCAGCCCCAACUCUGGUGACCUAUCCUGCUCAGGUUGUAUUAUUUACCCAAGGAGGCCACGCUGUAAUGAUGUUCCCAGGCCAGGCUGACCUGCCUGUGUUUACCUGGCAACGCUUCUCUGUCAGUUACAUGCACCUGAGAUUCCCAAGUAUCUGCUCCCCUCCCCAAAAAGAAUUGGAGCCAUUUUGGGCUGGCUCCUGUAGCAAACCAAAGCAGCAGCUACACACACACGCACACACAGGGGGGUCUGUGUUUAUUCACACACUCCUGGUACAGUGAGGAUGGAGGAACAUUUACAAAGGACAUCCCUGGGGUUGAGAAUAUCUCCAGGGCUAGGGCUACAGGUGUCAUCCAAAGAUGCAAUGCAGCCCCCAUUUGGAUUCCCAGGGGCAGGACGCAGGGGUCCAAGGUAAAAUCAGACCUGGGCCCUUGGAAGGUGAUACCUUGAGGGGAGGGGUCUGCCAGAGAGCCGCCUGGGGUCAGGCAUGGGCAGACUGGUCAUAUGGUUGGUUACCAUGUUGGGGGCUUGUCCCAUCCCAGCCUCAACACCCAUCCUAUCUGCCAGGCGCAGAAGAGCGUGGCCGAGACCGUGGGGGGAGGGCAUGAACCACGAGGGGAGUCAGUAAACAAAGAGUCGGAUAUAAAAAUACAAA
This is a messenger RNA of Balaenoptera ricei (Rice's whale), 1868 nucleotides long. RefSeq names its product EEF1A lysine methyltransferase 4 (gene EEF1AKMT4). Gene Ontology annotation, molecular function: S-adenosylmethionine-dependent methyltransferase activity. Lineage: Eukaryota; Metazoa; Chordata; Mammalia; Artiodactyla; Balaenopteridae. The transcript is spliced from 3 exons. The record is from RefSeq and is a predicted model, not a curated record. The coding region runs from base 24 to 791 and encodes 255 amino acids.